Messenger RNA from Ogataea parapolymorpha DL-1, 2043 nucleotides. Its product is annotated as Peptide-N4-(N-acetyl-beta- glucosaminyl)asparagine amidase A. The coding region runs from base 1 to 2043 and encodes 680 amino acids. Lineage: Eukaryota; Fungi; Ascomycota; Pichiomycetes; Pichiales; Pichiaceae. The record is from RefSeq and is a predicted model, not a curated record. The transcript has a single exon.
AUGGGGGUCAUGACAAAAGCCUCUUUGGCCAGAGAGUGGGCCAUUUGGAACCAAUUGAUAGUCCACAAGAAACAGAGAAUGCGACAAGAACCAAUUGAUGACAGAGUGCCUCAAGUCUCAGAGAAAAAUUGGGCCAGCCAAGCUCCAGCGAGGCCCAAAAGCAGGACCUCUUUUACUGUGCUUAAAAAGACCAUGUGGGCGGUUCAGGUCUCGACAUUGAUUUUGCUUCUGUACCUUUGGGGACCUCCAAUUCUGCAGACCGUCCACAAUGAAGUGGACGAAGACGUUUCUGAGGUGAUUGAAGUUGGAUUCCCAAAACCAGAUUUCGGGGAUCCGGUCUUCGAGCAGAAUAUUUUGAAUUACACCUUUGGCAACAGCUGGGGACAUCCAAUUGAGGCCAACUACACAAAGCCUGAGGUCCCGUUUAACAGGGUGGUUGUUUCGUUGGACACAUGGGUUGAUGGCGUGCAGUACGACCGUCUAGCUCAUUUGUAUGUUAGCGGUAUUGAGGUUUGGAGAACAAGCACAAUCGAGCCUCACGGAAAGCUGUCCCAUGCGCAUGCGGAAAAGGAUGUCUCCACGUAUGCUAAACUAUUCGAGGAGGAUGCCACCAUUCUUUUCCAGCUGGACAACCUCCUAACUCCACGGUUAACGGGAUCUUUUAACAUUAGCUUGGAUGUGAAGUAUUACAACGCCGUCGACGAAAUGCGUCCUCCAGCCGAUAAUGUUUACCCAUUGGUUAAAAGGAAGAUUGAUAACCGACCACCUUUAUUGACAUUACCUGAUAACACUUUCGACGCAGUGAUUCCGCAGCUGAGCUACAACACCACCAAGGUUGUGCUUGACCUUUUCGUGUCUGGAAACGCCGAUGAAGAGUUUUGGUACUCCAAUGUGCUCGAAGAGUACAAGAACGUUUUCCACAAGUCUUAUCCUGGCCAUGGUCCUUGUCGUGUUGUCAAUGUCUUUGUGGAUGGCAUUCGCGUGUUGACCGCCGAUCCAUUUGUGGUUGUGUACACUGGAGGAAUUUCACCUGCUCUGUGGUAUCCGAUUGUGUCUACUGGAGCAUUCGAUGUUCGCGCACUCAGACUGGAUAUCACCCCGUUGCUACCAAUAUUUUGGGACCAAUCGACGCAGGUCGCUAUAGACGUCUCAAAUUGUGUGGAUGACGACCUAAAAUUCGGUGAAGUUCCUAAUGGCAUUGGAUCCAACUGGAUUGCCUCUGGAAGCGUUGCGACGUGGGAAGACCCGACUAUCCUUACUUCCAGCGGAAAAAUACUUUCGUUCGAAAACAAGACGUCUGUCUCCGCAUUCGCCUUUACUCCUCCUGCAGCAGGACUCUACAGUCAGAUUGUUGAUGCCAAGUACACAAAUAAGGUCAACUCGUCUGUCACCUACACAUACGAAAACGGAACCACGAAGGAGCUGAUUCUCGAGGUCUCCUCGAAGACGAAGCAAUCAAACGUGCAGCUGCUGUCCGGUUUUGGUGAAGAUGAGUCGCUCGUGUUUAUUCCAGAGACUGACAUCACCAGUAGCGUGAGGGAUGCCGCCACUAAUGCCACUAUUUGGUCGUUGGAGAAAAAGGUGACUCAGCCUUUGAUCUACAAGCUCAAGGCAAAGCCAACCUUUGGACAGGACGUGGACUUCUCAGUGAACAUUACGAAAGCUUUUGGUGAAAAGAUUGCACUCAAUGGCAUCAACGUGAUAAGGGGCGUGAGCCGCGAAAACGGUACUUCCAACUUUACGCUUUCUCCUAAGGGUAACCAUGGUGAGGCAGUUAUUGAACACAGGGUCAAUUUCACAAUGUCGGAUCCACUUCCAGAGUUUAAGUACUCGAGACAUGUACUGGCAGAUCAUGAUGAGAUAGUCUAUGACACCAUUGAUGCCGAGGUUCUCAUCUGGGAAGACUUGAUGGUCCAAUUUGAGAAAGAGGGCCUUGAGCUUGCUCAGUACGCCGCCCAGGAGAUUUCUAAAGACCACGCUACUGAACAGCAAUAUUCCGCACCGCAAAUGAGGUUGCUCAACAGAUACCUCGCUGACUUUUAA